AGGAGAUAUCCCGACCAACAAACUCCGGCCGCUCCCGCUCCCCUUUCCCAGAGCAACCAAACCAAAUCAUACCCAAACCCCAAGCCUAAAAAAAAAGCAACCCCAGAGACAACCAAUAUGACAGUCCCAACGGAACCGUGGCGGCCCCAUAAAUCCCUCUCCCUCUGAGGUGCCUAUUGGUUCCCUUCUCCCCAGACGAUACUUUAGAGCUUAGGUUGGUUGGUCGGUUGCCCCGUUGCCUAGAGAAUUGACAUGCUAUGAGAUGAUCACCCAUCAUGGCCCGCACCGCUGCCCAACAACUUUCUCUCCUCCAAUCCAACCCCAGACCUAACCCGACUAGUACCGAUAAGCCUAACGCUAAGACUACGCCCAAAACUGUCUUACUCUUCGGGUGCCAAUCCCUCGACUUCAACGUCCAUCAUUUCCGGUCUCUCCGUCGAGUGGUCCUCGAUUGUCCGGAACAUCACUGGGUAUUGGAUGUUCUGGCUGAGUUACCGGUCUACUGGCGGACCACGACGAAGUAUGUCCCGCAUUUGCAGGAGGCGCUUCCCGGGGCGGAGGAGCAGUUACGGGAGUUGAGUCGGUGGUUUCGGGUUCCGAAGGGGGCAGAGGAAGGGAAGGUUCCGCGGGAGGAGUGUUUCCCGUUACCGUAUAUUCAGCAUGCGCCGCUGUUUAUGGUUCAUCAUCUCGUGCAGUAUGCGAGUUAUAUGCGGAUGACGGGUGAGGAAGGGGAUGAAGGGGGCCCGGUGGUGGAGAUUGUGGGCUUUUGUAUUGGCUUUUUGAGCGCUGCUGUGGCGGCGUCGGUGACGGGUCUGGACCAGCUGCCAAAGUAUGGCGCGGUCGGAGUCCGCUUGGCGACGUUGUUGGGGGCUAUGGGUGAUGCGCAGGAAUGGGAGCGGAGGUAUACCUCGCUGUCAACGGUGUGGAAGGAUCCGGAGCUGGGAAGAGAGCUGCCGGGGGUGUUGGCGCGGUAUCCUGAGACAUACAUUACCGUCUGGUAUGAUGAGAACCGGCUGACAGUCAUGACGCCCCGGAGCUCCCUGGCCCCCUUGCAACAGUCCCUUCGGUCGGCCGGAUUCGUGGCGUACCAUAUCGAUUUCAACGGUCGCUAUCACUGGGCGGGCCAUCGGAAAACACUCGAUGCGUUGUAUGAGAUGUGUGAUGCGGACCCGGCGCUUCGGCUCCCCGACGCCUCGCAGCUGCGACGUCGCCCAUGGUCCAACAUCAGCGGCGACCCCGUCUGCAAGGGCCCCUUGCAUCGGCUAGUCCUGCAAUCCGUCCUCUCCCAGCCGUCCAUGUGGUAUGAGACAUUCGCGGCUGUGCACCGGUCGCAUCUGGAGGAUACAGACGCCAUCGUGGUCGAGUUUGGUCGCGAGCGCUGUGUGCCCCCGUCGUUCAUGCGAAGCCUGCGCGACCGCGUGAUACAUUAUGAUGACUUGGAGCUCGACUCAUUCUCGCGCAUCGCGCCCGCCGGUUCCCCUCGGGUCUAUGAUGAGGAUAUCGCGGUGGUGGGGAUGGCCUGUCGGGUCGCGGGCGCGGACGACCUGGAGGAGUUCUGGCAGCUUCUCUGUGCGGGAAAGUCACAACAUCGAGAAAUCCCACCGGAACGCUACAAGGACUAUGAGACGCCCUGGCGCCCGGACGCCGCUCGCCCAUGGCUCGGAAACUUUAUCCGCGAUAUCGAUGCCUUUGAUCACAAGUUCUUUAAAAAGGUGCCGCGCGAGAUCAUGUCGCAGGAUCCACAACAGCGCCUGCUCCUGCAGGUCGCAUACCAGGCACUUGAACAGUCCGGGUACUUCCACAGGAACGCCACUAAAGAAGUCGGAUGUUACAUCGCCUGCUGCACCGUCGACUAUGAGCACAACGUCAACUGCCAUCCAGCCACCGCAUAUGCCGCCACGGGUCUCCUGCGAAGUUUCAUCGCCGGAAAGCUGAGCCACUAUUUCGGGUGGCAUGGUCCAGCGUUGUGCAUCGACACGGCGUGCUCAGGGUCAACGGUCGCGCUGCACCACGCGUGCCGGGCAAUACUCAACGGAGACUGCAAGGCGGCUCUGGUCGGGGGCGCCAAUGCAAUCACCAGCCCCCUUGGCUUUGACAAUCUCAACGGAGCGUCGUUUCUCUCCCCGACCGGCCCCUGCAAACCGUUCGAUGCCAAGGCGGAUGGCUACUGCCGCGGCGAGGGUUUUGCGGCGAUCGUCGUCAAGAAAUUGUCCGAUGCCCUUGCCGCAGGAGAUCCAAUCCUGGGCACCAUCGCCGGAACCGCCGUCGAACAAAACGACAAUUGUACUCCCAUCGUGGUACCCCAUGCACCAUCGUUGGCAGCGCUGUUCAAGAAAGUCACCGAACGGGCCCGGAUCCAUCCACGCGACAUCUCGGUCGUAGAGGCUCAUGGCACCGGCACCCAGGCUGGCGACCCCGCGGAGUAUAGCAGCGUGCGACAGGUGAUGGGCGGACCGCAACGGACAGCUCCUCUUUCCUUGGGAUCGGUCAAGGGGCUGGUCGGACAUACCGAAGGUGUCUCGGGGAUAAUUGCGCUGGUCAAGGUGCUGCUCAUGAUGCAGGAGGGCAAAACCCCGCCGCAGCCGAACUUUCAGACACUUAACCCGCACAUUCAAGCAUCAUCGGAGGAUCAAAUAGAGAUUCCAACUCAGCUGAAGCCUUGGAUAGCGGAUUAUCGUGCCGCGUUGAUCAACAAUUAUGGCGCAUGCGGAUCGAAUGCCUCCAUAGUCGUUACACAGGCCCCAGACGCAAGACAACCACCGACUGCUAUCCACGAUCCCGGUUUGUCCCUACCAUUCCGGCUAUGCGGUCUGGACGAGAACCGGAUCCGUGCCUACGCACGACGACUUCAACAAUUUCUUCACCACAAAGCUCUGUCGUCACAGCAUGCCUCUCUGGCCAACAUUUCCUUCGGCACAGGCCGCCAGUCGAAUCCAACUCUGGACUGCCAACUCGUCUUCAGCUGUGCCUCCAUGGCUGACUUCGAUGCAAAGCUAUCAUCUGUGAUUGAAGGACGCGAUACCCAAUUUAUCCGCUUAAAAAAGCCCAUGGCACCCGUUGUGCUCUGCUUUGGGGGGCAGGUCUCCACCUUCGUGGGAUUAGACCGUGCUGUCUACUACACCAUGCGUGUGCUACGCGAUCAUCUGGACGAAUGCAACCGCCUGCUCGAGUCUCUCGGCUACCCGAGUCUCUACCCUGGCAUCUUUGAGCGCACUACCAUUGGAGACCAAGUCAAGCUGCAGACACAGUUAUUCUCAUUGCAGUAUGCAUGUGCCCGUUCCUGGAUGGACUGCGGUGUCCCUGUUACCGCGAUUGUCGGUCACAGCUUUGGCGAGCUAACGGCAAUGUGCGUUUCUGGCGUGCUGUCACUCGUCGACGCCUUGGCAUUAGUCGCCCGUCGAGCUAUCCUUAUCCGAGAUAAUUGGGGAACGGACGCUGGCGGCAUGAUCGCGGUGGACGGUGGCCGUGUGGAAAUCGAGGGUCUUCUAACAGAGUCGGCAAAGACGACCACCGGCGUAGCCCCAGCAGAAAUUGCUUGCUUCAACGGGCCUCGUAGCUUCACUCUGGCCGGCUCCGUCGUAGCUAUCGAUGCAGUCCAGCACACCCUGGCCACGAACCCAACAUUCUCCAGUAUUCGGUGGAAGCGACUAAACGUAACAAACGCCUUCCACAGUGCCUUGGUCGAACCAUUGAUUGCCGACCUGAAAGGUAUCACCCAAGACCUGACUCUCAAUGAGCCAAUCAUGCACUAUGAACGCGCCACCGAGCAGCCAUGCACUGGGCUUCCCACUGCGAGUAUCGCCGCGGACCACCUACGCCAGCCAGUAUACUUCAGCCACGCCAUCCAGCGUCUUGCUGCGCGACACCGCUCAUGCAUCUGGCUAGAAGCAGGCUCCAAUUCGACCAUCACGGUAAUGGCCAGUCGCGCCUUAGAAGCAACCAGCGUAAAUCAUCGCUUCCAGGCGGUCAAUAUUACAGGGGAUAGCGGAGUCCGGAACUUGACAGAUGUCACGAUAGCUCUUUGGAGAGAGGGAGUGCCCACGACGUAUUGGGCGCACCAUUCCUCGCAAACACCAGAAUACGGGGUCCUGCUUCUGCCACCAUAUCAGUUCGAGAAGAGCAGGCACUGGAUGGACAACAAGCCACUGCCGACUAUGAACACGGCGCAUCCGAAGUACAAGGAAGCACUAUCUGGCCACGUAGGUGCGCAAACAGCUCCGCUUGCUCCGGCGUCGCAUAUGCUAGACAAUGCUGUCGAGGCGCUACGCAGCCUGUCAGAAGGAAAGGGUAAGGUUCCGCAGGUGAAGAACGUCACCAGUGAUGCACCACUCGGCCUUGACAAUCGAGACGUCCAAAUCAUGUUGCACGCGCAAAACAAGGACAAGACUGUCUGGGAUCUGAAGUAUACCAGUGAAGAUCGACAGAAAGGCGCUCGGUCGCAAGUCGUUCAUUGUUCCGCCCGAAUCACGAUGUUUUCACCCGACGAUCCUGCACUUGCGGGAGAAUUCGCUCGGUAUAGCCGUCUGGUCAACCACCGCCGAUGCCACGAGCUUCUCAAUGACCCUGAUGUAGACGAUGUUCUACAGGGCCGCAACCUUUACCGUUACUUUUCCGAGAUUGUCGAAUAUAGCGAGCCAUACCGGGGAGUGCGAAAACUGGUAGGCAAAGGGAACGAAUCAGCCGGACACGUAGUCAAGAAAUAUUCCGCCGAGACUUGGGCAGAUACCUAUCUGUGCGACUCCUUCAGUCAAGUCGGCGGCUUCUGGGUGAACUGCAUGACGGACCGAUCCCCGUCAGAUAUCUAUAUCGCCAGUGGUAUGGAGCAAUGGAUGCGUACACCUCUGUACGCCGAUUCGGAAACGCCUCGUCCAGAUACAUGGGACGUUUUUGCAACCCAUGAGCGCUCAGAUGGUCUUUACACCAGUGAUAUCUUUGUCUUUGAGCCGACCAGCGGCAGACUCGUUGAAGUCUUCAUCGGGAUGCAAUAUUCACGCGUACCGAAAGCUAUGUUCUGCAAGAUUCUCGGCAAAUUGAAUCCAACCUCUCUCCAGGCUCAACCAGACGCAUCACAGGCGGUAAAACGCACUUCGGAUAUUCCGGCACGCAUCAAGUCUGUGGUUGCCGAGUUUUGUGCUGUAGACCCCUGUGAGAUCCGCGACGACGACAAUAUGGCGGAUUCUGGUGUAGAUUCCCUCAUGGCCAUGGAGCUGGCGCGCGAACUAGAGGAAGCAUUCCAUUGUACCCUGUCAGCAACUGACUUGAUGGAGGCGGAGACCUUCCGAGACCUUGUCUGUGCAGUGCAGGGCGCUAUGGGAGUAGAUACUGAUAGCGCCCAAGACACGCUCGACAGCAGCACCGGAUCAGAUAUCGAAGGCGAUCAGGACUCUGUCGCUAACACGCCUAGCACCGAGUCAAUUACCAGCCUUAGUACCAACACUCCCGAGCUGCAAUUGCCAGAGGACUUGAUCCUUGAGGCUUUUGGCGAAACAAAAGCCUUAACAGACCAGUUCCUGUCCGAGAACCAUUGCAGCGGACGUGUUCAUAGCUUCAAUCCGCUGCAGAUGCAGCUCUGCGUCACCCUUACGCUCGAGGCAUUCGAGAUCCUCGGCUCGUUCAUUCGAGCGGCGAAACCAGGCCAACCACUAGACCGCAUAUCCCACGACCCCCAGCAUCAAGAAUUGGUCGACUACCUAUACCGACGGCUGGAGGAAGCACGCCUUGUGGAUUUGGAUGAAACGGGAGUAAUCCGCACGGGGAUCACUUGGCUCAGCAAGUCCAGUACCACCAUUCUCGAGGAUAUUGGCCGUACGUACCCGGAAUUUGCCGGUGCCAGCAAACUGGCGUUCUUCACAGGCAGCAAAUUGGCUGCAGUUUUGCGCGGCGAGCAGGACGGCUUGCAGCUUAUCUUUGGGACGAAAGAAGGACAAGAGCUCGUGUCCUGGAUGUACGGCGACGAGUCGCACAACGUGACCGGGUACAAGCAGAUGCUAGAUUUCAUCCAACGCCUCACGCACAAAGUAGGCAGCGAAUCAGGCCCGCUGAGGAUUCUCGAAAUGGGCGCUGGUACCGGUGGCGGUACGAAAUGGCUUCUUCCCGGACUCACCAAACUUGGGAUUCCUGUCGAAUAUAUAUUUACCGAUAUCUCGCUCGCAUUCCUAGCUCAAGCCCGUCGGCGCUUCAAGGAAUAUGCAUUCGUACAAUACAAAGUGCAUGAUAUCGAGAAGCCCCCGGCCCAUGAGCUUGUCGGGACACAGCACAUCAUAAUUGCUAGCAAUGCCGUGCACGCUACGUCGAAUCUGCAGGUCUCCACGCGCAACAUGCGAAAGUUCCUGCGCCCUGACGGUGUCGUCAUGAUGCUGGAAAUGACCAGGCCUCAGUUUGCUAUCGACAUUGUCUUCGGGCUCUUUCGUGGUUGGUGGGUAUUUAACGAUGGGCGCACCCAUGCCAUUACCAGCGAGCAACGCUGGGAGGCAGAUCUGCAUGCUGUUGGGUAUGGCCAUGUUGACUGGACGGACGGUUAUUCACCAGAAGUGAGCGUCCAGCGAGUGCUUUUCGCUACCACUGGGGGUGAACAAAGACCACGGUUGCCACUGGGGCCAAAACCAGCAGGCGUGGAUCUCCUUGCUGGUGUUGAUAGUGUUGCUCGUGAGCGGGCAACUGACGAAUACAUUCUGCGCAUUAUCGAAGGCUUCACUGAGCCUGUACCUGCUUCAAAGCCUGUGACAGGACCCAUAUGCAUCCUGGUGACUGGAGCCACCGGAAGUUUGGGUAGCCAUCUGAUAGCACAUCUGGCUCGACUAAAGGUAGUCCACACUGUGGUCUGUUUGAAUCGACGAGUGCUAGGGGACCCGCUAGAGCGGCAGAAGCAAGCUCUAGCUGAGCGCGGCAUUAGCCUUCGUCCAGACGAAAUGACAAAAUUGACGGUCCUUGAAGGAGAAGGGGCGGAACGGCUUGGUCUCUCGAAUGAGCAAUAUGACCUGCUCAACAAAUCCGUCACGCAUAUUAUUCAUAAUGCUUGGUCAAUGAAUGGAGCACGGAGUCUAGCCACAUUUGAAUCUCAAUUUCGAACAAUGAGAAGCUUGAUCGAUCUGGCCCGAGAUAUCGCCUCAACCCGGUCGUCUAAUAGCCGCGUCGGGUUCCAGUUCAUUUCAUCCAUCGGAGCAGUUGGCCAUCGACCGUUACUAACCGGCGAGAAGACGGUCACAGAAGACCGCAGCACAAUUGGCUGGGCGCUGGCGAAUGGCUACGCCGAAGCAAAGUUUGUUUGCGAGCAGGCUCUCCACCUGACUUUGUUACAAUUCCCGAACCUAUUCAAUGCCAUGAUAGUGCGACCGGGACAGAUAGCUGGAUCUUCUACCAGUGGAUAUUGGAAUACUGCAGAGCAUUUUCCUGCCGUGAUAAAGUCCGCGCAGACCCUGAAGAUCUUGCCUGCCCUGGAAGGGACGUUAUCCUGGACGCCAGUUAAUGACGUUGCAGCCACCCUCACCGAUCUUAUACUCACAGAGAACCCUCAUCCAAUCUAUCAUAUCGACAACAUGACUCGUCAGCCAUGGGAUGAUAUGAUAAGGGUGUUCGCCCGAGAAUUGAAUAUUCCCCCGGAUAAUAUCAUCCCCUUCCCAGAGUGGAUACAUCGAGUGAAGGCGUUCCCUGGAACUCGGGAAGACAACCCGGCCAGCGUAAUGGCCGACUGGCUGAGUGACCACUUUGAGCGCAUGUCGUGCGGGGGGUUAUUAUUGGACACGUCCCACGCGCGCCAGCAUUCGGCAGCAUUGCGGGUCCUAGGGCCUGUCGAUCCCACGGUGGCCCGUCGCUACAUUCAGCACUGGAGACAGAGGGGGUUUCUGCGGUAACAGGGUGGUUCUCCAUUCCGUCGUGCAUGUUCAUAGCAUUAAACCCGGAAUAGAUGUACCUAUAGUAGAUAGAUUCAGACUCCAAAACACAAUGUUACUGCAGUAGCUAAUGACUGGAUUCGCAUCUCAAGAUGGCAUGACUUCGUUCUGACGCUUGACGGUGGAGGGUGGGAUUCUGCUGAGUGACACGGCUUUAUUCUUCAUAAUAACGUGCUUCACAUAAAAUGGUCUUGGGUUCAUUGAGAGGCAAAUGACU
Messenger RNA from Aspergillus ibericus CBS 121593, 8106 nucleotides. RefSeq names its product putative polyketide synthase. NCBI's taxonomy places the organism in Eukaryota, Fungi, Ascomycota, Eurotiomycetes, Eurotiales, Aspergillaceae. The record is from RefSeq and is a predicted model, not a curated record. The coding region runs from base 276 to 7850 and encodes 2524 amino acids. Gene Ontology annotation, molecular function: acyltransferase activity; phosphopantetheine binding. The transcript has 4 exons.